GCCGAGAAGUUGUCCUAUUAUACCGAAAAUAAUUUAUCUUAUUCCAUGGUGGAUUUUAGCGCGAAAAAUAGAAAAAGCAAGGGAGGAAGACCCCACUGAACAACAGAGGAGGAGUUUAUAACGGAGACUAAAGAGAGAGAGAAACGUUAAAAUAGGUAAGCCGACAUCCAUUUUUGGACCAUCGACGUUGAUGUUUCCGAAGCUUUUCUGUACACUGACGUACAUUUUGAGCUAAAACCUCUCUUCAGCAUACCAAGCAAAGCUCUGAAAACCUCUUCACAAAGAAAACGAGACCUUGCUUAAUUACAAUGGAUCCAUGUCCAUUUGUUCGUCUAAUCGUCGAAUCUCUAGCUCUAAAGCUCCCUCUGGCCACCAAACCAGCCGGUUCCGGCGUCCACCCGUCAACCACCCCAUGCUUUUGCAAAUUACGCAUCAAGAACUUCCCUUCCCAAACCGCAAUCCUCCCUCUCUGCUCUACUGCUAAUGACUCUCCCCCUGACACCUCCACUUCCGCCACAGGAUUCCACCUGGACUCGACCUCCAUCCGCCGUCUCUCUGGGAGGCCCGUCACACUCCAUGUGGAAGUCUACACAGGUAGGAUGGGACAUACCUGCGGGGUCAGCGGCGGCAAAUUACUAGGUCGGGUACAGAUCAGUGUAGAUUUGAGAAAUAUCCAGUCCAACUCAAGAGUGUUUCAAAAUGGGUGGUUAAAGCUUGGGAACCAACCAGAUAAACCUGCAGCACGACUACAUAUCGUGGUCAAGUCUGAACCGGAUCCACGGUUUGUUUUCCAAUUUGGUGGCGAACCUGAGUGUAGCCCAGUUAUUUUUCAAAUACAAGGGAAUAUACGGCAGCCCGUUUUCAGUUGCAAGUUCAGUGCAGACCGGAAUUCAAAAUCCCGGUAUCUCCCAUCAGAUGGCACUGUUAACAGCAAUCGAGGAUGGAUGACAACUUUUUCCGGCGAGAAAGAACGUUCAGGAAGAGAGAGAAAGGGGUGGAUGAUCAUGAUAUAUGAUCUCUCUGGCUCCCCAGUUGCUGUUGCUUCUAUGAUCACACCAUUUGUCCCAUCUCCAGGCUCAGACCGUGUUUCUCGAUCAAACCCAGGUGCAUGGCUAAUUCUCCGGCCUCAUGGUUUCUCUGUCAGCAGCUGGAAACCAUGGGGUCGCCUUGAGGCGUGGAGAGAAAGAGGUCCAAUUGACGGCCUUGGUUAUAGGUUUGAGCUCGUAACAGACAACGGCGGCCCAAGCGGAGGCAUCCCCAUUGCUGAAGCUACAAUGAGUAUAAGGAAGGGCGGCCAAUUUUGCAUUGAUAACAGGAUUAUAAGAGAUUCAGGAUUAAGUUCACGAUCACCAGUGAAGGGUUUUGUGAUGGGUUCCACCGUUGAAGGCGAAGGAAAAGUUAGCAAGCCUGUGGUACAAGUUGGGGUACAGCACGUGACUUGUAUGGCUGAUGCUGCUCUAUUUGUAGCUCUUUCAGCAGCUAUUGAUCUGAGCAUGGACGCUUGCCGUCUCUUCUCCCACAAGCUUAGAAAGGAACUCUGCCAUGACGACCAGGAAUCCUUCUUUUAGAGCUUACCCAGCAGUUUUAACUCCUGAUCAGCAAAACAACUGUUGGUUUGAGCAAACAAUUAAAGACGUUUUUGAAAAUUUUUAAUUUUUGUCCUUUUUCCAUUUCAAAAUUUUCCUAUUCUUUCAUUUCCUUGAGAAUUCUAUAAAUUUUUCUCCUGGUACGUAGGAGCGUGGCAUUAGAUCUGGUUUUGGAAGCUUGUCUAUUGGUUGAUUAGGUAGUUGGAAUUCAUAAGUUAUUGUCGGUUUUGAUAUGCUAGAGGGUUUCUGUUUUGUUACAUAACUACACCAACAGAAUGAAACUGUACAGAAAAGAGAUAAAGGCGAUUGUUUGUUCA
This is a messenger RNA of Manihot esculenta (cassava), 1903 nucleotides long. RefSeq lists its product as uncharacterized. Bases 309 to 1568 code for a protein of 419 amino acids. NCBI's taxonomy places the organism in Eukaryota, Viridiplantae, Streptophyta, Magnoliopsida, Malpighiales, Euphorbiaceae. The transcript is spliced from 2 exons. The record is from RefSeq and is a predicted model, not a curated record.